Lactuca virosa is the source of this 546-nucleotide messenger RNA. The record is from the annotation of a GenBank genome assembly. NCBI's taxonomy places the organism in Eukaryota, Viridiplantae, Streptophyta, Magnoliopsida, Asterales, Asteraceae.
AUGAUUGAUCACGAGAUAAAAUUUGAGCCAUAUGUGAUGUGUGAACGUCUUGACAAGAUAAGAUCAUUUAGAUCUUGCCAGAAUGGAAUGGAUAAGUCAAAGCUGCAUACAUAUGAUGAUGUGACGGAGAGAGUUGCCAGGCAGCUUGGUCUGGAUGAUCCUACGAAAAUCAGGCUAACUCCUCAGAACUGUUAUUCUCAACAACCAAAGCCCCACCCCAUCAAGUUUCGGGUUGCAGAACAUUUGCUAGACAUGCUUGUUCACUACAAUCAGCCUAUGAUUCUCAAUAUUAGGCUGCCUAAGCAGAGAACUGUCGGAGAUGUUCUCAAUGAGAUUAAGACAAAGAUCUUUCCCCUGACUCAGAAAAUUGAGAAUAUAAAUGAUCAAUACUGGACAUUAUGUGCAGAGGAACUAUCAUGGCAACCUUCAACAAUAGUUUUGGAUCGACACCUUCUAGUAGAAGAUAUCGUGUACGUGUUCUUGUGCUGCUAUUGUGGAUUCGGGAACAUCCUUUCUUACUGGUCCAACUGUAUGUAUCUCACGUGA